Molecule: messenger RNA, 1185 nt
Organism: Symbiodinium pilosum
Lineage: Eukaryota; Dinophyceae; Suessiales; Symbiodiniaceae
Source: the annotation of a GenBank genome assembly
UUUCACUGUUUGAUAAUGGAAGCUACUCCGGGCCCAUGUGUAAAUUUACAUGGCUCGUCGCUCCAAUGCGCUUCCAAGUCUCCCGUGCGAAAUCAGUGCGCGGGACAGGAGUGGCUUUGGAGAUAUUCCAAACUCGAAGAAUGUGAAGUGGCACGUUGGGUGCAUGUUGGGCCUCGAGGGCUCGUGGCAAGAUGGCGGCCAGAACAUCUGUUACUGGUACAAGGCUUCCUCUUUUUCUUUGAGUCCGAGGAACCACUGCACAUCGUCUAUGUGUUGAGCCUCUCAUCUAUUGUCGCCGUCACGGGAGAUGGUAAGGAGGCUGCGCAUAAGGAUGGGGGGCUACAGUCCCUGGAGGAGCCCUGUCUUUUGCUUCAAGCGGUGGUGGGAGGUCGAUCGGAGGCUGUCCGCCUCCGCUUUGCUGAUGUGGAGGAGGCUUUGCGCUGGCAGCAACGCUUUGAGGCUGCCAAAGAGUCUGCAAAGACGCCGCAGCCGGAAUUCUUUGUGCCGACGGCCCGCUUGUGGCAGGCACUCGAGGUGUGGAAGCGGGAGGCUGCGAUCAACAGCAGAGACACCAUCUCCAAGCUGCAACAGGAGUUGGGACAAUGGAUUUUCCCUGCUCAAGCACUACUUUUUCAGAUUUGGUUGAAGCAGCGGCUGUCAAGCCGCCUGAAUUUUUUCCUGCAUCGAGCCUGCUGCGUAAGUGACAGAAAAGGUGCCGGCAUAGUCCUUGCCUCCCUUGCAGCGCUCCAUUCUUCACGCGCAGUGCAGACGCUGAAACGCAAGCGACUGCUCUGGGCAUUUCGAAAAUUGUCGCGCUGGCGUCCAGUGGAAGGCUUGGAGGGGCUUCUUCGCUGUUGCGGACGUCGCUACCGCCACUCAACGCUGAGGGUGCUUUUACACGCCUGGCUCCGGGCUUCCUCACCAUCCUCACCCUCCACUUCUGUGCAAGGUUCCUCUUUAGUGCAGGACACCAAUUUCCUUUCCUUCCAGGUAUCGCUGCAAGCUGUGGCUUGGGAGGCCUGGCGCCGUGCGGCGACCGCAGCAAGCCUCCAGCGACACCAGGACGCCUUGGACGAGGCAUUAAAUACAAAUCUAGAGCUGGUGCAGGAUUGUCAGGAGAUUGCCGUCAAAGUUGGUCUGCAGCGAUUGGUCGCGACGGUUGGUCGCGCCUGCCGCAGACGGAAG